Coccomyxa subellipsoidea C-169 is the source of this 1776-nucleotide messenger RNA. RefSeq names its product NAD(P)-binding protein. The transcript is spliced from 7 exons. NCBI's taxonomy places the organism in Eukaryota, Viridiplantae, Chlorophyta, Trebouxiophyceae, Coccomyxaceae. Bases 101 to 1024 code for a protein of 307 amino acids. The record is from RefSeq and is a predicted model, not a curated record.
GGAGCAAGUGCGUAGAAUCCCCUUCUUUGGUUCUUACAAGGUGAUACAACAACCCAGCAAAUCGUAUCAGCAGCAAGCACCGACCGCACCAGACUCGAGAAUGAAGAUAUUCGUCACUGGGCCAUCCGGCUACGUUGGAGCAGAGGUUGCGCGCCUUCUCCUGUCAGACGGCCACUUCGUGGUCGGCCUUGCGCGUUCCGAGGCCCGUGCAGAGGGUCUACGCAACGCAGGCAUCGAGCCAGUCAUCGGAGAGCUGAGUGACCUUGAUGUCCUGGCUAAAGCUUCAGCAUCAGCGGACGCGGUAAUCCACACAGCGUUCUUCCACACAGGGGAUUAUGCAGAGGCCACCAGGCUCGACAUAGCAGCGGUUGGGGCCAUGACAGAUGCUAUGGCAGGCUCUAAUAAGCCAUUCAUCAUGAGCUCUGCCACUGGGGUUCUGGGUGAGACUGGCCCUGUGCCGGUCUCAGAGGAGUUCCCUCUCGACCCCCACCACUGCAUCAAACCUCCUGGCUCCAGGGUCAUCUGCGAACGGGCGGCGCUGCUUGCUGCUGGAAAGGGAGUGAGGAUCAUGGUGUUUCGGCUGCCGCCAUAUGUGUGGGGCAACGGAGGCAGCUUCUUCAUUCCACUGCACCUGAGCGCGGCGCGAGAGCACAGCAAGGCUUACUACAUCCUGCCGGGCACCCAGAAGACAUGUGGAGUGCAUGUUGAGGAUCUGGCCAAGCUGUACCUACUGGGAAUCCAGAAGGAAGCUGGAAUCGGCAUCUAUCACACAACCACCGGCAAUGACUACACUGCCAAGCAGAUUGCAGAGGCGGUAGGGGCGAAUGCAGGAGUGCCUACAGAAGGAAUUUCAGCGGAGUCGGCCAUAGAACAAGGCAUCUGGCCUGCGUGGGCUGUGCCGGUGUUUGCCAUGAACAACUGCGCCAGCUCAGCAAAGGCGGAGCGCCAGCUGGCAUGGGGAGAUUACAGGAGCACUGACAUGCUGCAGGAUAUUGCAUCCGGCUCCUACGCCCAGAAGUCUUGAGGAGGACGUUAUAUUUUCGUAAUGUGCACCUAAAGCUGAUCCUGGACAUUGCCUCUGAUUUCACGCCCAAAAGGCUUGAUAUGGGUUUUAUUUUUCCUUGGGUGCAAAUUGCUGUCAGGUGAUGCAGUUAUUUUGCCUAUCGGUCAUGUUAGCAAAAGGCCCGAUUUUCUUUUUGCGCUUGUGCUCAAAGAAUAUAUGUACAUGUAUUUCUCUGUAUUAACGCAGACCAGAUCCAGCACAAUGGUUGUGGCCUAUAUCCUCAGAAGUUAGUGGAAGGGUGUCUGUGAUGUUCUUAUGGCCUGUCGGCAAUUGCAGAGAACCUGCCAAGAAGUCGGACAGGAUAUAAGGAACUUGGUUGGCUGUGCAGUGCGUGCAAAUUGGCACUGAACAUGGGGACAAAGACUCACAGAUACAUACCUGUUGGCUGCUGCUUUGUUGCUUGUCCCAUUGCGGUUUGUUUUGAUCCUGCUGUAGCGCCCCAGGAAAUACUCAGCAGCAGCUAAUUUGAAUGUGCUGCGCGGCGGGACUUGUUAAAGUAGGAUGGUUCUAGGCGUGAAAAAUAUUCACAGUCUCAGGGUUCAAACUAAGCACCCAAAUGCUUUUAAGGGGGGCUUGGGCGAAAGGUGGCAGCUUGGCUGAAAGUUGAGGACGUGGUAUGUGAAAUGCCGUGGUAUCGUAUCUUGCAUCAUUAUCGGCAGACUUGAGAGCGAACAAGCCAAGGGCACUGUAAGGAUGAACGAUGAUGGAUUGUC